Nakaseomyces glabratus is the source of this 582-nucleotide messenger RNA. RefSeq names its product Yar1p (gene YAR1). Gene Ontology annotation, molecular function: protein binding. The record is from RefSeq and is a predicted model, not a curated record. Lineage: Eukaryota; Fungi; Ascomycota; Saccharomycetes; Saccharomycetales; Saccharomycetaceae.
AUGUCGUUGCAUGAAAAGCCGCUAGAGCAGGAGGACCAGGACGCCGUUAUUCUCGAUGCCAGGGCUGGUGAUCUGGAGUCGCUGCAGGAGAUAUUCACUACGCUGAUACAUCCGAAGCUGUUGGCUACGUGUGUGAGCUCUGACAACGGGUCUACUGCGCUGCACAUGGCAGCUGCGAACGGGCACUUGGAAGUGGUGAAGUACAUAAUGGAGCAGGUGAAGCAGAGUGCGGAUGCUGGCGCUGUGGGGCGGUAUGUGAACCUGCAGAACAAGACCGGGAACACGGCGCUGCACUGGGCUACGCUGAACGGCAAGCUGGAUGUUGUUCAGUACCUGUGUGACGAGUGCGAUGCCGACCCGUUUGUGAAGAACGAGUUCGGACACGACCCGAUCUUUGAAGCGGAGAACAACGGCAAGGAGGAAGUGGAGAACUACUUCUUGAAGAAGUUUGACGUGGAGCCCGAGUCUGAGUCUGAGUCUGAGGACGACGUCAAAGUAUCCCACGGUACAGAGAUCGAGCAAGUCACCAAGGAGGCCACAGAAGUGCUCGCCAAGCAGACAGAGUCGCUGCAACUGGAGUAG